This is a messenger RNA of Juglans microcarpa x Juglans regia, 1872 nucleotides long. Its product is annotated as aspartyl protease family protein At5g10770-like. The coding region runs from base 167 to 1606 and encodes 479 amino acids. The transcript is spliced from 2 exons. Lineage: Eukaryota; Viridiplantae; Streptophyta; Magnoliopsida; Fagales; Juglandaceae. Gene Ontology annotation, biological process: proteolysis. Gene Ontology annotation, molecular function: aspartic-type endopeptidase activity. The record is from RefSeq and is a predicted model, not a curated record.
CAAGCCAAACUCCAACUCCCAAGAAUCAGUCCACCCACCACUUCUUCCCUCAUUUCUUUCUUUCUCUAGCUGCCCCUCUUAUUGUUCUUCAUGCUCUUCUUUCUUUUCUUUUUCUUUUUUCUCUAGCUCCAAACAUAUUUGCUAUCUUUCUGCACUACUUUCUGUUAUGAUGGUGGAUGCGACUCCUCUUUUUCCAUUGAUGUUUUCUCUUAUUCUUCUUUACCUCAGCAUUGCAAAUGGGGUUCAUUGUUAUGGAGAGAAGAAGGCCUUCAGCCUGCAAAGACUUCAAUGGAAUAUUCAGCCAAGUGGCCAUUCACUAAGUUGCCUCUCCGGGAAAUCAAGGAGGGAGAAUGGUGCAACUGUAUUGGAAAUGAAACACCGAGACUACUGCUCAGGAAAGAUCGUCGACUGGAGUAAGAAGCUGCAGAAACGCCUAAUAUUGGACAAUUUUCACGUCCAGUUACUGCAGUCCCGGAUAGGAAACAUGGCAUUCGGCGCCGAAGAUGCGAUGAAAGCUCGAAUGCCAUUAACUUCUGGUAUAAACCUUCACACUUUAAACUAUAUCGUAACCAUCGAAUUGGGAGGCCAAAACAUGACGGUGAUUGUAGACACUGGAAGCGAUUUGACGUGGGUUCAAUGCCAGCCAUGCAAAUCAUGUUAUAAUCAGAAAGAAUCUCUCUUCAACCCUUCUGCAUCCCAUUCAUACCAAUCAGUUUUGUGCAAUACAUCAGCUUGUCGUUCUCUUCAAUAUGGGUCUUGGAAUUCACCCGUAUGUGGGACCAAACAACCUUUCUGCAACUAUGUCGUUAACUAUGGAGAUGGGUCCUACACCAGGGGCGAGCUAGCGCGGGAGCACCUUAGCCUUGGAAAAACUCCGGUGAAAGAUUUUUUGUUUGGCUGUGGUAGAGAUAACAAAGGUCUUUUUGGGGGAGCUUCAGGCCUCAUGGGUCUGGGAAGGAGUACUCUUUCAGUGAUCUCUCAAAGUUCUGCCCUAUUUGGGGGAGUUUUCUCCUACUGUCUCCCUUCCACUGAAGCCGGGGCUUCUGGUUCUUUGGUUAUGGGUGGAGAUUCUUCAUUAUUCAAGAAUUCCACUCCCUUCUCUUACACCAAAAUGGUUCCGAAUCCGCAACUGUCCAACUUUUAUUUUCUCAACCUUACUGGCAUAAGUGUUGGUGGGGUGGCCGUACAUGCUCCAAGUUUUGCUAAGGGUGGAGUUUUGAUCGAUUCUGGGACUAUUAUUACAAGGCUUGCUCCGUCAGUUUACAAGGCUGUGAAAGCAGAGUUUCUGAAACAAUUUUCUGGGUUUCCUCCGGCACCUGGAUUUUCUAUUUUGGAUACUUGCUUCAACCUCGGUGGAUAUGAGGAAGUGGAUAUUCCUACACUAGAAUUUCACUUUGAGGGUAAUGCUGAGCUGAAUGUGGAUGUAACUGGCAUCUUUUAUCUCGUAAAAACUGAUGCGUCUCAGGUUUGUUUGGCUCUUGCAAGUCUCUCCAAUGAAGAUGAGAUUGGUAUUGUUGGGAAUUAUCAGCAGAAGAACCAAAGGAUUAUAUACGAUACUAAACAGUCUAAGCUGGGACUUGCAGGAGAAACUUGCAGUUUCAGAUGAACAGAAAAAUAUGAUAAAGGUGACUUGAUGUCAACACAAUUCUUCCAAGGAGAGAUCAAGAGCCAUCAUCAUCAGCAUCAUAUAUAACAUAUAUAAAUAAUUAUGUCAUUCGAUGGAGAAAGGUGUGAACAUCUAAAUUCGUGGUUUUCAGACUCUCUUACGUGUAAUAAUGUUACUUCCAAAUGUGGAGAACUACAAGAGUUUGAAUGGUAUAUUCAUUACUGUAAAAUUUCUUUCAAUAUAAGCUUUUGCUGAAGGUAUGUGAA